CUUCCACCAGUUGCAACUGAGAAUGACGACGCGAGUUCACGACGCCACGGCCGCCCGGUCGUUAGAAGACUUUGUCGUGUCGAGAAAGCAGCAUAAAUCGGCAGUUCCGUCGUCAGAGCGCAGUGCUAAGGCAUCACAAUACGACCAAGACGAGGAAAAGCAGUCCGAUGUCGAAUCAAGUUCGUCGCGAGCGAGGCCGCACUCAAAGGACCAUGAGAAGAAGCGGUCCGAGUCCAGCAAAGACGUUGACCCGUCGAGCAAGAAGCGGAAACAAACUGCCUCCUCCUCGUCGGAUGCCACGGCAAAGCAGGACAACAGUGGCGACCACGACAAGGCAAAGCCAGCGAAGCGGCGGCACUUGGAGCACCCUACGUCGCCAUCUCCACGUGAAGCCGUGGGCAGGCCCCACAAAGCCAAAGCAGCUUCUUCCUCUCAUGUGUCCGAAGCAAAGGCGGACACGCACAAGCUCGUGGGCGCGUUCGUUCAGUCCGUGGAGAAGGUGCUGAACCAGUACGACGGGGAAAAGGACCGCGAUGUCGCGUUCAAGAUGCUGCAGAAGGACUACCUGGCGCUGCUAAACGUGCGCCAGACCGAGCCGGAGCGAUUGCUGGCCGAGUCGAACCGGAUUGCCAAAGAGGCCAAGGCACUGCACGCCGACGCCAACACAAAGCUGCGGCAGCAAGUCGCCAACUUGACGAAGAAGCUCGACAAGUACGACAAACUGCGCGAACACUGGGACCGGAUCAAGGCCCGCAGCGGCGGCGGCGACGUCCUUGGAGGUGCCGACGACUCGGACGCGAUGGGAACGCUCAAGCACGAGAACGCCAUCAUGCACGCAGAAAACAACUCGUUGCGCAAUCGCGUCAAGAACAUGGAGCGGGAACUAGAGCUCGAACGCUCGGCAAAGCACGCCACACAAGUUCCCCCGGCUCAUGCGACUUCUUCCACAGAGAUCAACCGGCUGGAAAGUGCGGUGGCCGACUUGACUGGCAAACUCGUUCAAGCAAACAAGCUCUUGGGCGUGUACGAACUCAUCUCGAGCAUGCACAUCGACCUGACCAGCGCCAGCGACGACAAGGUCCAAGUGUCGUGCCGCGCUAUCGACUCGCUGGACGCGCAGCAGUUUAGUUUUCGCGUCGGCAUCCCCACCAACCCUCGCCAAGAGCUCGAGUACAUGCCCGCGACCGAGGAAGUGGACCACUACCACCGUCAGGCAGAGCCCACGGUCCCAGAGUACCUGUUGGAGGAACUCAACUUUCAACGAUCCGAGCUGACACGGUUUAUGCGGACCAUCUUAGAAGCGGUGAUUCGAAAGAAGGCGUAGUAGUUGUUAAUAGUUGGUCGUGUAAUACAACAAGGAGUUUCAACCGGUG
Molecule: messenger RNA, 1373 nt
Organism: Aphanomyces astaci
Lineage: Eukaryota; Oomycota; Saprolegniomycetes; Saprolegniales; Verrucalvaceae
Exons: 4
Coding region: 23-1324 (433 amino acids)
Source: RefSeq, a predicted model, not a curated record